AUGGCUGAGACGGAGGUCGAAGGCCGAGACGAGGAGGAGACCCAUUCAUCGUCGUUGUCGUCGCGGCCGUUGCCGUUCCACAGGCUUCUCAGCUACGCCGACGCAGUAGACUGGGCGCUGAUGGGGUUGGGAUCCGUGGGCGCUGUCGUUCAUGGCAUGGCUCAGCCCAUUGGCUAUCUCCUGCUCGGCAAAGCACUCGAAGCAUUUGGGAGCAACGUAGGUGACCAAACCGCCAUGGUUGAAGCGCUGAAGAAGGUGAUUCCGUAUGUGUGGUACAUGGCGGCUGCUACGUUUCCUGCAGGAAUGCUCGAGAUCUCAUGUUGGAUGUAUACCAGCGAGCGACAAGUAGCACGGUUGAGGUUGGCGUUUCUCAGAGCAGUUCUUCACCAGGAUAUUGAAGCCUUUGACACAGAGUUAACCACCGCUAAGGUCAUGGCAGGAGCAACACACCACAUGAGCACCAUACAGGACGCCAUUGGAGAGAAGUUGGGUCACUUCAUCUCCUGCUUCGCCACUUACUUUGCUGGUGUUGUGAUCGCCAUCGUUAGCUGUUGGGAAGUAGCUUUGCUCUCUUUGAUGGUGCUGCCCAUGAUUCUGGCCAUCGGAGCUACAUACACGAGAAAGAUGGAGGGUCUAUCGGCGUUGAGGAUGUCGUACUUGUCUGAGGCAACAUCAGUCGUAGAACAGACCUUAUCCCACAUCAAGACCGUGUUCUCUUUCGUUGGAGAGAGCUCCUCGUUGAAGUCCUUCACUCGGAACGUGAAGCAGCAGUACGCCAUGAGCAAAAAAGAAGCUGCAAUUAAGGGGUUGGGGUUGGGCUUGUUUCAGACCGUCACGUUCUGUUCUUGGGCUCUGGUUGUGUGGGUAGGCGCCGUCGUCGUGACCGCAGGAAGAGCAAACGGAGGCGAGACCUUGGCAGCUAUAAUGAGCAUCCUCUUUGGAGCCAUAUCGAUCACCUAUGCCGCACCAGACUUGCAGAUCUUUAACCAGGCAAAAGCUGCAGGAAGCGAGGUCUUCAAGGUGAUCGAAAGAAAGCCAAGGAUAAGUUACGAGACAAAAGGAGAAAAGCUAGAGAAGAUUGUUGGAGGAAUCGAGAUUAAUGGGGUGUCAUUUGCUUACCCAUCUCGUCAGGAUAAGCUUGUUCUGCAAGGCUUCUCAUUGUCCAUACCAGCAGGCAAAGUGUUUGCGUUGGUAGGUAGCAGUGGCUGUGGGAAGAGCACUCUCCUCUCCCUUGUCCAAAGGUUCUACGAUCCAAUUUCAGGUGAGAUUUCCAUUGAUGGCCACAACAUCAAGGACCUGGAUCUUGAGUUCCUCAGGAGAAACGUAGCAGCUGUGCCACAGGAACCAUCGCUGUUUUCAGGAACAAUUAAGGAUAACUUGAAGGUUGGGAACUCGGAAGCAACCGAUGAAGAGAUACUGAAAGCAGCAUCAGCAGCCAAUGCAGACUCAUUCAUAUCUCUGCUUCCUGACAAAUACUCAACCUGGGUAGGAGAGAGGCAAGUGCAACUCUCAGGUGGCCAGAAGCAAAGAAUAGCUAUUGCACGAGCAAUUCUGAAAGAUUCUCCCAUUCUUCUUCUUGACGAGCCAACGAGUGCGCUUGAUUCAGAGUCAGAAAAGCUGGUUCAAGAAGCCUUGGAGAAAGUGAUGCAAGGAAGAACCGUCAUCAUCGUUGCCCACAGAGCAUCGACUGUGAGCAAUGCAGACACCAUUGUUGUCGUUGAAGAAGGAAGAGUGGCACAAAGUGGAAGUCACAGUGACUUGCUAGUAAGCAGCACCUUCUAUAAUAACCUGUUUCACAUGCAUAACAUGAAUCCAGAGAUGGGAGAGACCCAAUCAAGGUAGGUGAUCACUUGUUUAGCUGAUGAAACCAAUCGUAGAUAUAGCACCUGAAGUCUUGAUCCACUUCUCGAGAACAGGAAUACCACACCAGAGAUCAUUCAACACACACCAGCUUCUGAAGAACUCAAGGAACCAAAGAACCAGCCAAGUGAUCCUCCCAUAGGACGAAUGCAAACCUCAAAGAGCAGAACUGCUAAUUUCUCUAGAAUAUGGUUUAGGCUGAACAAGUUUGAGCUUGCAAAGACUGCUUUGGGCUCUCUUGCAGCAGCUGUCGCUGGUGUUUCGAAGCCAUUGUUCGGGUUCUUUAUCAUGACAAUUGGAGUAGCAUAUUACAAGCAGAACGCAAGGGAGACGGUAGGGAAGUACUCGAUAAUUUUCUGCGUCGUCGGUGUUCUUGCAUUGGUUGCUCAUACAUUGCAACACUAUCACUAUGGUGUGGUUGGGGAGAAAGCCAUGGGAAACCUCAGAGAAGCCCUUUUCUCAGCUGUUCUUCGUAACGAAGUAGCUUGGUUUGAGAAGCCUGAGAACGGUGUGGGACUGCUUGCAACACGCAUUGUUAGUGACACUUGCGUGAUCAAAACCAUCAUAUCAGAUCGAAUGUCUGUCAUCGUGCAAUGCAUCUCUUCGAUUCUUAUAGCGACAACCGUAAGCAUGAUCGUGAACUGGAGAAUGGGGCUGGUCGCCUGGGCUCUCAUGCCCUGUCACUUCAUCGGCGGCCUGAUACAAUCCAAAUCAGCCAAAGGUUUCUCCGGUGACUCUGCUUUGGCUCACCAACAACUCGCUGUUCUUGCAUCGGAAUCCGCGAGCAACAUCAGAACCGUGGCCGCCUUCGUCCACGAAGAGCAAAUGAUUACGAAGGCCAAACUUUCGUUGGAGGAGCCAAUGAGGAUUGGGAGGUUGCAGAGCAUCAAGUACGGGAUGAUUCAAGGCACGUCGCUGUUUCUUUGGAAUGUUGCACACGCUGUUGCCUUGUGGUACACCACAAUUCUGGUCGAUAAGAAUCAAUCCAGCUUCGAGGAUGGUAUAAGGUCGUACCAGAUCUUCUCGCUCACAGUUCCUUCCAUCACUGAGCUGUGGACUCUGAUACCGACAGUCGUUUCCGCCAUCGGCAUACUGAAGCCUGCAUUCGACAUCCUUGAUCGGGAAACUCGAAUCCUACCAGAUGUUCCAGAUGAAGUGAACUCUGAGAGAAUAUUAGGCGGAAUCGAAUUCGAGUGCAUCAGGUUUUCCUACCCAUCGCGUCCCCAAGUGGUCGUACUCGAUAGCUUCGUCUUAACGGUUGAAGCUGGAUCAUCUGUGGCGCUUGUUGGGCCUAGCGGAGCAGGGAAGUCCUCUGUUUUGGCACUCCUCAUGAGGUUCUACGAUCCUGCCCAAGGAAGAAUUCUGAUCGAUAGGAAGGACAUAAGAGAAUACAACCUGCGUUGGUUGAGGCAGCAGAUAGGUUUUGUGCAGCAAGAACCACUUCUCUUCAGCUCCACCAUAAGAGAGAACAUCUGCUACGGGAACGAAGGUGCGUCAGAGGCCGAGACCGUAGAGGCUGCAACAGAAGCAAACAUCCAUGAGUUCAUAAGCAGCUUGCCUGACGGAUAUGACACCAUGGUGGGGGAGAAAGGCUGCCAAGUAUCGGGUGGACAGAAGCAGCGGAUCGCCAUAGCGAGAACUCUGCUGAAAAGGCCGGUGAUUCUGCUGCUAGAUGAAGCCACCAGCGCACUGGAUGCUGAAACUGAGAGAACCAUCAUGCGAGCUUUGGGAUCGAGCAAGUGGUGGAGACGAGAAGACACUUCAUGCGGAAUCACCAGAGUGACAGUUGCUCAUAGGCUUUCUACGGUGAUCAGUUCAGAUAUCAUUGUGGUGAUGGAGAAGGGUAAGGUGGUUGAGAUGGGCAGCCAUUCCACAUUGAUUGGAGAAGCUGAUGGUGUUUAUUCGAAGCUUUUCCAUCUCCAGAACCAGUAGAAUUCACCAACUUCCAUUGACAUACCAAAAGAAUACAUAGGAAAAGAAACUUUCAUCAACGUUCCCUCUCGGGGAUUGUGAUGAUUUUAAUUGAGUCUUUUCUCCCUUUCUGAAAACCUUCAUGAGUAAAUUAGUCCU
This is a messenger RNA of Musa acuminata subsp. malaccensis (wild Malaysian banana), 3930 nucleotides long. Lineage: Eukaryota; Viridiplantae; Streptophyta; Magnoliopsida; Zingiberales; Musaceae. The record is from RefSeq and is a predicted model, not a curated record.